AUGCAGCAGGGCGGCUACGGCAGGCGGGACCAGCGCAUGGGCCCGCGGGGUGACAUUGGAGGGGGAGAGUACGGCAUGGGUGGCCCCAUGGGCGGCGGCGGCGGGGCAGGGCCAAGGAUGGGCGGCAUGGGUGGCCGGGGCGGUGGGAUGUACGAUAUGGUGGAAGACCUGGGGGACGGCAACGUGUACCACGUGCAGUUCAAGCGCUCCGCCCGUAACUUCCUGCUUGCCAAGACCUGCCAAAGAGAUAUUCAGGUUGGGGACUACGUGAAGGUGGAGGCGGACCGCGGAGAGGACCUCGGAAUGGUCGUGACGAUCUUCCCAGUGCCCGAGGCCGGCAGGCCACUCCCUGCCACCGCCGGGCAAAAGCGCGGGUUCGGGCAGUUCGAGAAGGAGCACAUCAUUCGAGCGGCCACCGAGGACGAGGUACAAAUGGUGAAGGACAAGCUGAGGGACGAGGAACGAGUGCUAGAGGUCUGCCGCACCAAGGUGCUGCAGCGCUCGCUGCCGAUGCGUGUCAUGGACGCCGAGUUCCAGUACGACCGACACAAGUUGACUUUCUUCUUCGAAGCCGAGGGGCGCAUCGACUUUCGCGAGCUUGUCCGUGACUUGUUCAGUCUCUACAAGACUCGCAUCUGGAUGCAGCAGCUCGAGCCUGAGACCACUCCAUCUGGCGGCCCGAUGCAGCCCCCGUACUCCCCCCAGCAGCAACAGAUGCAUGGCAUGCCCGACGUGAAGGACGGGUCGAUGGACAUGGGGAUGAACAUGGGCGGGCCAAUGGGGGGACGCAUGCUGUGACCGACUUGUGUGUCCAAGCUCGCCUUUGUCUCGUGGUACUGGCCUUGGUUGUGGUCCUGGCGUGCAGAAGCUGUACGGCGGUAACAUGAGCUCGUGUGAGGAGUACGCUGUUGAUUGAGUUUUGGCUGUGGAUAUGGUUCCGUUUGGAUGGUGAUGAGAUGUAGAGGUGUCUGUAGCUGCUCUAUUAAUUGACGCUUCUGUGCCCGCUAUCGCAAUAUCCAGCAAGUGGAAUAUGGGGUUGGCUGUGGGGUAAAUGGCCUACGCUACACGUUACGACGGACACAGGUUGCUCAUGGAGGAACCAAGGAACAAGAUUGUGAUUUGUCAUUUUGCGUUCGGUGCCUAUCCUCGGAAACGAAGCUAAGGACCGAGCCGCGCCAAUAAUGUUUUGACAAAACGUUCUCCAAGCGCUACUGGCUUGCUAGGUCGUAGAUGAUGUUAAUAUGCCUCCUUGUUUCCUUGCCGAGCCAGUCAAGGGUCUGGGAUGCGCCUCGGUCCUUCUGCUACAAUACAGCAGGUGAAAAGGGAGGAGGAGCGACUCAUGCAUGAAAAUACCUUGGUUUGUAGAGACGAAAAAGUGCGUCACUAUUGAUAAGACAGUCGUUCGUUUGGAACAGGAAUUCAUGACGUCAUCCUUCCCCUUGAUGUUGGUUGGCGAGGAUGGACAGAACAUUCUCCCUUGCUCUCCUCGGGGGUAGUGAAAGAGUUUGAGUUUGACUAUAAUAGCCAUGACUGGACUGGACUGGACUAGACUUUCAUCCUCACAUGAUAGACCUUGCGACGAACACGUGCACGCUUCAUAUGAGGGCAGACAAGAGUGUUUGAGGGUUGGGAAGGCCUGCGACGGCGUUCUGGUUCUCCCCCGUUCAUGGGGGAGGUGGUUCGUUUUCAUGUACAAACGGGGGGCUGGGUCGGGAAUGGACUUGGGUAUCUGGGUCGGGUUCGGUUAAGGGUUCCUGUUUAGAAGCCUGGGUAGAACGGGGCCCUAAUGAAACUUACCAAACGGUUGGGACGGGAAUGGGGAUGGGAUGGGAUCGGGACGAGAUAGGAUGGGAUGGGAUUAUUUGGAACCGGACCGAGUGAGAUAUGCGGCGCUGUCUCCAUCUACACUACAUCCUUACGUAGACACCACGGUGCCACACACGUUUUCGGCCCGGCGUCGUCAUACGAACGAAGUAUUUUCGGGUUGCAUGUUUUUUGUGUUCAGUUUUUUGCGUUUUCGAAUGGGUCCGUUUGUGCGACAGUAGAUAGUAGUGCGCAUGCAUGUGUUGCCGAGCAAGCCUGGGGGCUUGACGGGCAUAUCUUCUGGGGCAGGUAGACUAAAGGUAGGUGUGCGAGAGUGCUGCCCUGUGUCGGUAUGGAUCGUGUCGCAGGUUCUAAAUUACGGUAGAGUAGUGAUAUAAAGUCGGACGAUAAAAGAACAGGUGACUGAGGGAUGGAGUAAGGGCGGGUUGGAUGGGCGGGGGAAGCUUCAGGGAUUGGUUCCCGGCUGGAGUCCAUCGUUUUCCCGCGGGGUGUAUGUCUUAGAGCGCGCUGCGAAUCGAUGGGAUGUUGUUUUGUGCCGACCCUCCGCUACUAUCGCUACUAUCGCUACUAUUAGCCCCCGCCGGAGACGAGGAACACUCGGGACGUGGACCACUCCGUCUCGACGAAGUCAAGGGAAAAUUGUCGCGUAUCGUAGAGUGUUGCGGUCGGCCGACUGAGGCAGGUCGCGAGACUGGAGGGAACGAAAAGAGGGGAGGGGAGGGCAGGGGAGAAAACGCGGCCCGAUAUUUUGGUGGUCCGCCAAGCGGUUGCGAUGUUUGUUUCAUGUGUUGCAACGCGGGGCGAUGAAUUGAACAAUCGAACAAUCGCACAAUCGAAUGGGGGUCGGUCCGAUGUAUUGAAAAAUAUGUCGAAAUUAGUGUGGCAGAGCCUGGCGCGAAACGAUACGGUUUUUGUAGAAUACGAUACAACAGUUGCUGGGUGAAGGCACUAUCAUGGUAGAGUACCCACAGGGCCAAACGGCAAGCAGUACAUGCAUGGUGGUUAGCUCCUUUUGUAUGCCACAGAUCCGACACCCUGUUGCGCUGUGCUAUAUUCUUGGGCUGCACGAAGGAAAGAAGGAAGAAGAAAAAGAGCACACCGCGGGCCUGGCCUGGCUUGGGACGAGGUUUCUUUGUGGGCGCUGAGGAUUGUCUUGUCCUCUUUGAAGAGCACUACUUAUGGCAAGCUCGGUCGAUGGUAGAUUCAAGAAGGGGAAGACCAAGGCAGGGGAGAAAGGGAAGAAGGGCGAUAUGCGUACGUACGUACGAGCUUUCACUGUAAUGUCGGUGCUCCAGCAAUGUGAGGUAGGUCUGAAAGGGAGGUUUUGUCCUGGCGGGGAAGUUUUUAUGACCCAGAUGACGCUGCUGCCAUGACAGCACUUGUGUGUGGGUGUUUCGCACCACGACAGCAACGAGGGCUUCGGAAGCGCAUGAAGCAGGGUGUGACGCCACAUUUCACUGUGGUGACGGAUAUGAUGCGUGACGUACUUGUUCGAUAUCUCAUCUGCAUGAACGGGGGGCAGCAAGGAAGAGAAAGAACAAGGGAUAUACAACAAGGUAGAAUCGCCCGGAAAUGGUGCAAAGCUAAUGCUGCACAUUGGCAAAGGAGUUGGUGCUGAUGACAAGGUAUUCCAUUUUGCAAGUAGCUGGUGGUGUCGCGAGGUCCGUAGCGGGUGCAUAUAUAUUUUACACGAGUUGAUACGCAGACUGUUUGGGGUGUCGUGAGCAUGUACCUUUUAACACCAGUCAUUGUCGAUGGAUUUGGACCAAUAGAUGAUUUGAUGAUUGUUCUUAGGCUAUUUGCACCCGCACACUUUUCUUCACAGUCGUCUUGUCUUGUGCACCCCUUGCUUGUUGAUCCUUGGCGAUGGUAUGCAGGAUAUUUCUUGUUUCCAUCAGAGUUGGGCCAGUGCUGAUGUUAAAAGACGCUGAGCAGAGGAUUGAAACUGUGAUUAUUUUGAAACAACAGACAGUUUUUUCGGUGUACGUGGACUUUCGAAAUGCGGGAGGAUUUGUUUUGGUUCGUGGAAACAAGUGGUCCCAGUGAUGGAAAUUGCCCUUUCAACUUGUUCUUUUGUUCAUUGACCUUGCUACUUCGUUUUGUCCCAACGGCUUUGGGGUGUGUGCCACGUUGAGAGUGGUAGGGAUGAGUUAUUCCCUUUUGCGCAGCGGUGGAGGGUGUCGUUACAGAAGUGUCAGCUGCCACUCUAAGGCACGUUGGGCUACUCUCCACCAUCCAAUGGUUUUCUUGAGACUUCGGGGCGUUCACUCCCUGGGACUGUCAAAACCGUUGCUUCUCUAGAACAGGCAGAAGUUGCCCUCGAUACCAGCACCGGAAGCAGAGGCAGCAAAUUACACCCCUCGC
Molecule: messenger RNA, 4188 nt
Organism: Ectocarpus sp. CCAP 1310/34
Lineage: Eukaryota; Phaeophyceae; Ectocarpales; Ectocarpaceae
Source: the annotation of a GenBank genome assembly